Messenger RNA from Amphibalanus amphitrite, 744 nucleotides. RefSeq lists its product as uncharacterized. The transcript has a single exon. Bases 1 to 744 code for a protein of 247 amino acids. Lineage: Eukaryota; Metazoa; Arthropoda; Thecostraca; Balanomorpha; Balanidae. The record is from RefSeq and is a predicted model, not a curated record.
AUGGAGACGCCAGAAGACGAUGGAGACGCCAGAAGACGAUGGAGACGCCAGAAGACGAUGGAGACGCCAGAAGACGAUGGAGACGCCAGAAGACGAUGGAGACGCCAGAAGACGAUGGAGACGCCAGAAGACGAUGGAGACGCCAGAAGACGAUGGAGACGCCAGAAGACGAUGGAGACGCCAGAAGACGAUGGAGACGCCAGAAGACGAUGGAGACGCCAGAAGACGAUGGAGACGCCAGAAGACGAUGGAGACGCCAGAAGACGAUGGAGACGCCAGAAGACGAUGGAGACGCCAGAAGACGAUGGAGACGCCAGAAGACGAUGGAGACGCCAGAAGACGAUGGAGACGCCAGAAGACGAUGGAGACGCCAGAAGACGAUGGAGACGCCAGAAGACGAUGGAGACGCCAGAAGACGAUGGAGACGCCAGAAGACGAUGGAGACGCCAGAAGACGAUGGAGACGCCAGAAGACGAUGGAGACGCCAGAAGACGAUGGAGACGCCAGAAGACGAUGGAGACGCCAGAAGACGAUGGAGACGCCAGAAGACGAUGGAGACGCCAGAAGACGAUGGAGACGCCAGAAGACGAUGGAGACGCCAGAAGACGAUGGAGACGCCAGAAGACGAUGGAGACUAUCGUCAGUACUCAGUUCCAGUUAGAGCCUGGAGUUGAAGGUGCCGCGGAGUGUGGACUUGCUAGUCGCUGGGCCAUCAAUCAUGCUCAGCAGCCAGGUCAGUCCUGA